AUGCACUUCUCCAACCACGUUGUCACUGCUUUGGCCAUCGCGGCCGGUACUGCUAGUGCCUGGGAAAAGCAAGCCGAGCACACGGUGACCAUUACCACCUGCGAAUCUGAAGCCCCUAAACCUACACACGUUAUCCCACCCGCCGUUCACACAACUGCUCCUGCUGUUCAGCCUGGUGGCCCUAUCCAGUCUGUUGCUCCCGGAGCUCCCGCUGAGUCUGCUGCCCCCGGUGCUCCUGCCCAGCCCGCCGCUCCUGGUGCUCCUGCCGAGUCUGCCGCUCCUGGUGCUCCUGCCGAGUCUGCUGCCCCCG
Messenger RNA from Aspergillus alliaceus, 310 nucleotides. RefSeq lists its product as uncharacterized. The annotation marks the transcript as partial. Lineage: Eukaryota; Fungi; Ascomycota; Eurotiomycetes; Eurotiales; Aspergillaceae. The transcript has a single exon. The record is from RefSeq and is a predicted model, not a curated record.